GGCCGGCGGCGGCCGGGCGGUGAGGGGGGUGCUUGGCGAGGGCCGGGCCGGAGGCGGCGGGCGGGGCGAUAAGAGUUGGUGUGGGUUCGCCUUCCGCCUUAGUACGGCUGGGCGACCGCGGUGGGGACCGUGGGGAGAGUAGCUGUGGCACCGCUGUUGCUGCUCGGCGGCGUAACUCUCCCCGGUGCGGAGCGCGGCCCUUCCCUUCACCUCAGGCCCAGCGGCGGCGAUGGGUUCCCGGGCGUCUACACUGCUGCGGGACGAGGAGAUCGAGGAGAUCAAGAAGGAGACGGGCUUCUCCCACAGUCAAAUCACCCGCUUGUACAGUCGCUUCACCAGCCUAGACAAAGGAGAAAAUGGCACUCUUAGCCGUGAAGACUUCCAGCGGAUUCCAGAGCUUGCCAUCAAUCCACUGGGAGACAGAAUUAUCAAUGCCUUCUUUCCAGAAGGAGAGGACCAGGUGAAUUUCCGUGGAUUCAUGAGGACACUAGCCCACUUCCGACCCAUAGAAGAUAAUGAAAAGAGCAAAGACCAGAAUGGACCUGAACCACUCAACAGCCGAAGUAACAAGCUCCACUUUGCUUUUCGGUUAUAUGAUCUGGAUAAAGAUGACAAGAUUUCCAGGGAUGAGCUGCUUCAGGUAUUACGGAUGAUGGUUGGUGUAAACAUUUCAGAUGAGCAGCUGGGCAGCAUUGCUGACAGGACAAUCCAGGAAGCUGAUCAAGAUGGGGAUAGUGCCAUCUCCUUUGCAGAGUUUGUAAAGGUUCUGGAGAAGGUGGAUGUAGAGCAGAAAAUGAGCAUUCGAUUUCUUCACUGAUGGAUGGAGAACCUAUUGCUUUCUACCCCUACUUAUAUAAUGAAUAAACUUCAUUUUCUCCUUA
Molecule: messenger RNA, 881 nt
Organism: Calidris pugnax (ruff)
Lineage: Eukaryota; Metazoa; Chordata; Aves; Charadriiformes; Scolopacidae
Gene: CHP1
Product: calcineurin-like EF-hand protein 1
Exons: 7
Coding region: 230-817 (195 amino acids)
Molecular function (GO): calcium ion binding
Source: RefSeq, a predicted model, not a curated record